Bactrocera latifrons is the source of this 3993-nucleotide messenger RNA. RefSeq lists its product as uncharacterized. Gene Ontology annotation, molecular function: chromatin binding. The transcript has 9 exons. Gene Ontology annotation, cellular component: nucleus; condensin complex. NCBI's taxonomy places the organism in Eukaryota, Metazoa, Arthropoda, Insecta, Diptera, Tephritidae. Gene Ontology annotation, biological process: mitotic sister chromatid separation; meiotic chromosome condensation. The record is from RefSeq and is a predicted model, not a curated record. The coding region runs from base 246 to 3272 and encodes 1008 amino acids.
UUUAUUACGUGAGAUUUGUAUACUUAAAAAGCGUAUGCAUCGCUCGAAUACUACUACAACCAGAAAGUAGUUUUAAUUACCACGGCAUCCCUUAACAUAGUAAAUUAAUACAUGUGGGAAAAAAUGAAUUUUGUGAAAGAGAAGACCAAAAUAAGAUUGGAGAUAAGAGCCAAAAUAAGUGCAUAUUAUGAGAGUUUGUAAAAUAUUAAAAUAUUAUAAUAAAUGAAAAUCAAACUGGGAACAAAAUGAUUGGAUUAGAUGUAGACCACAACAAGGCUCUUGAUCAUAUUUUGCAAGCAGCUAACAAACAUCCUAAUUCACGUGUUUCGAAACUAAUACAUAGUGUGGAGGAGGAACGUUCUCAAAAAAAUAUUGUUCUUCUGCUAAUUGAGUUAGCUGAACACGCAGAGUAUGCCACUGAUUUCAGCAUAUCUCUCAAAUAUUAUCUAGAUUUAUUUGAGAAGUUGGGUAUAGAACGUGAAAUUGUUUUGAACGAAGCAGGCUUAUUGCUUUUGAAUUCUUCAAAAGUGUAUGCGCGGCGAGUGGAUUUUGUACAAGAAUUGGUGGAGCGACAAAUACUGACCUUAUCCAAUGCUGACAAGGAAAUUGUUGAAAACGGUGGUGGAGAACAACCCAAGAAAUCGGAGGAAAAACCUAAACGUACUSGCAAACGACUGGUCGCAACUGUUGAAGACCCCUUUGAGGUGGAAUUAGUUCCGAGAAAAUUUCGAAAACUAACUGAAGAAAAGCGAUUUGUUAGUGGCCGGAGUCAGGAAAAACAGAAGAUGGUUGCAUCAAGAUUCUAUAAAAUAGAUUCUGAACAAUAUAUACAUCCAGCUGCAUGGACGCAUGCUUGUAUUGUGGAUCUGGAAAAUGAAGAAGAUAUUGAUUCGAAGCGAAAUUACAAGCUCUUUACAUAUCACGUGGAGCACCGUUAUAAUACACUGGUCACAGACAUUAAUUUUAGAAUGCACUUCAAAGUAAAAGAUUAUAUAGAUGAGGAGGAAGAACGGCUGGAAAGAAAUGAUGAUUCUAGCAAUAAUUCUGCAAACAUUCUAAAAGAUUGGCCCCCUCUUUCGGAAGAGUAUGUUAAAAAAUAUUUAGAUUUAGAGAAUAAAGCCUUAGCGGUCGGAGAAGUUAAAGAUACAUGCAAAAAGCUAAGAAUAGAUCGAGAGGACGAUAAUAUAGUGAUUAUUCCUGAAUCAGUACAAAACCACGAAGUAUGUAAUGAGUCUAACKUAGAAUGCAAUCAAUCAGGACAAAACACAACAGAGUGUAACUCUAGUUCCAUUCAGUGUGAAUCAGGUGUUGGUAAUAGUAUAAACGAGUCAAACGUUGAUCUAAGUACAAAAUCGAUUGAAACUACUGUUAAUGAACCAAGUGAAGCUACCAUAAACAGUGAUAUUGAUUUAAGUGUUCAAAACAUAAUAGACGAAAACUCAUGUUUAAAUCUAGCCCACAAUUUGAAUUCGACCGAAAAAUCAAUUUUAGAAUUAAAUGUCGAAUGUGAAAGUACAUUUGAGGCUUCAGGUAUUAGUCCACAAAAUCAACAGGACUAUUUUAAUUCAGCAAAAAAUACCUUAGCAGAGAGAACUGAAAAUGACACUGGUUUAGGUGCAGGCAUAACAAACGAAAGUCGGAAUGGGAAUGAUAUUGAAAUUCUAAAUAAGAACACCAAUAUAUUAUCUUCGGAAAAUGCUGAAUCUAAUUCAAACAAUUUUGAGUACAUGACUGAAAAUAAAGUUGGCAACAACGAAAACGAAAUCAACUUGAAUAAAAUACGUGUUUACCUUCCACACCUAGACGAUGAGGGCGUUUACUUUUCGGAUUUGGAUGACCAGGAGCACCGUAUGUUAUCGCCCAGAGUAGUUACUACUGAUGUAUUCCCCUGUAUACCAAAUAAAAAAAGUAUAACUAUCAUAAUUGAUGAUGAAAUAAGGAGCAUUUUAAAUAUAGCAGACGAAGAACCACCUCCCACUUACACAAUGCCUAUUCAAGUACGACCUUCCACACCUCCAAUAAAUCUAAAUAUAUUUAAAUUUCAUGAAAAACUACUUAGACGUCGAAUAUUAUUUAAGCUUGGACCCGAAAUGGAACUUUUUCUACAAUCGCAUUCAAUGAAAAAAUCGACUUGCAUGGAUGCAAAUGAACAAAGACAAUACCGACCAAUGAAACUGUUCAAUGAAUCUCAAGAAGUCAAUGUUCGUAAACCUACUAUCGAAACUGAUAAUGACAUACUUAGUGAUGGUGAAGAUGUGGAGGAUUUCYUGGGAUUCACUGAGGAGGAACAGUUAAAUAAAAAUUUGCAUAGAUUGAGCAGAGAUUCAGGUGUUGACGCAGACGUGGCAUUAACCACAAACGUGUGUGAAGUGAACAUCACUUGUGACGACCUAAACAAUAUAUCACGGUCUAAAGAACUAAUAUCUACAAGUAAAGAAGCUGUUGAUAUAGAACAUGCGAAACAGAUACCUGAUAGUCAGAAUGGUUUUAUCCAAGAUAUUACCUGUCAAGCUAAAAUAUCAACUUCAGAAAGUCAAAAUUCGACCAAUGAAUUAACUUCCGAUAUUCAUAUUUCUGCGAACAAUACUAUCCAAUAUGAGAAUGAAGCCUCCUCCCAUUUGUUAUUUGAGGACGUUAUUUUAUGCACAGACAACGUUCAAGAACUUGAAAAUAGCAGGACAAAGAUACAAAAAUGGCAUGAGUAUUUGCAACCUAUUUUAUCAAAGGCACGAGAUCGUCAUCAUUUCGAUGUUUUUCAAUUAGGGACGGAAAUUAUGAACGAGUUGCAGAAGCCUGAAGUUUCCAAAGAUCAUAUUAAGGACUCGUCUAUAACAUUCCAAGAUAUGAUGGCCAAUAAGGCUGAAAGUUAUGUAUCGCGUUACUUUCUAUCGACUUUGUUAUUGGCAAAUCAAAAUAACAUAAAAAUCGAUGUGUUCGAAAAAUGUUCUGAAAAGCCUUCAGCGUGGAGCGAUAUAAAAUUGAGUUUGUUAAACACAAAGCGUCAUACUGUAGCCAUUGAAGAUAAUAUUGGAAUAAUUUACUCAAAAAAAUCGAAUAAGAGUAACAUAUCGAGCCAUAAUUUAAAAGAACCGUUUGUUGUUAUAUCUGGAGGCCAAUGUAAUGAAAGGAUGAAUGAAAAUGGCACAGUUAGCAAUGAUAUAGUGGAAGUUGACUUGAAUGUUGUCCGACCCUUGAAACAAAUUGAGAAACAGCCAAAUAUUAAUGAUGAUUAUGAUUCUGGAAUCUUCUCAUCAGAAGAGUGUUCUUCAUGACACUUGAAUAAGUCUGGUUCACCUUUACUGGCUACUGUGUAGCGCUAGUGUUACUGGUCCAUUGAUUAAUUCGAAUAUCCUAAAGUAUUUUGUUCUUAAAAACGCAAUAACAAAAUAUCUUCUUUUCAAAAAAAUAGUUCUUACUUUAGUUAUAAACAAUUGUACUCUACAUUCUGUAGUACAAAUGUGCAAUAAAUUUGAGUUUAACGUAUAGUAUAGUAUAUAUAAGUGUAACAAAUAAGUAUGACAUUUAAAAUGUUURAAACAUAUUUUUCUGUUUGAAAGAUAUAUUUUUACUAAUGCAAAAUAUCUGAUCUUGCAGCAACCUUACUUUUUUAUAUAAUUUGUUUCAAAAAUUAACCUUCAAAACCUUUUUUGUUUUCAUAUUUCACUCAAUGAUUUUUUAUUAUAUGUAUAUUUUUGGCAAUAUAUUAAAUUCGAUAAAUGCAAUUAAAAACAUUGUACCUGAAUCCUCAAAUAAAAUUGAGGAAGGUAGGUUUAGUAAUAAGGCAAGAUAUUUUUAUAAAAGCUGACCAACUAAAUAUUAAAUAUAUUAUAUAGUUGAAUCUAAUAACUGUAUAAUUUUAAUAACAGAUGGGCUCUAGGAUAAAAUCUUACAAAUAUUGUUUAGGCAUACUUUUGAAAUCAGAUUUGUAGAUAUGGAUCCAUAUAGUACGUAGAAAUUACAAUAAGAUUUUGAUAUACACAAACAGUUAUAAAG